AUGGAUAAGAAGACGGACGUGGAGGUUCAUGGAAUCCACGUCCGGAAGGUUCUUACACUUAUGCGAGAGCAUAAGUUGUCUGCGAACCUCAAGAAGUGUAUCUUCGCAGCGAACGAGAUACCACUUCUUGGCUGCAUCGUGGGUAAAAACGGUGUACGCCCUGAUCCGGAAAAGAUCAAGGUGAUUAGCGACUGGCCUGUGCCAGUCGACAUCAAGGGACUUCGAAAGUUCCUUGGUUUGGCGGCGUACUUGCAUAAGUACUUGCGCAAUUACGCCGAGAUGACAGUACAUCUCUCUUGUUUGUUAAAGAAAAACGAGAGGUGGUCAUGGAGUGCUGGGUGUCAGCACUCCUUUGAAGGUAUCAAGAAAAUAUUGAUACAAUCGCUUGUGUUGGCGAUUGCGGACCAGGACAGACCAUUCCAUGUGGUCUGUGACGCCAGCGAUUUUGCAAUCGGCUGUGCGUUAAUGCAGUACGACUCAGACGGCGUUGAGGACGUCGUCUGA
Peronospora matthiolae is the source of this 504-nucleotide messenger RNA. NCBI's taxonomy places the organism in Eukaryota, Oomycota, Peronosporomycetes, Peronosporales, Peronosporaceae. The record is from the annotation of a GenBank genome assembly.